AUGCAACCAUUAACGGAAUCUGUAGUCGAUAAUUCAGCCUUUUGCGAUGGCGAGGAAGAGGCUGGGCAGGCGCUGACUGCACUGGCACCUAUUGAGGAGACAAGCCCGCUCGGAUACAAUUUCGGUUUCGCCAAUGCAACGUUGAUGAACAUCUCUGCGAUGGCAAGCAAAGAUUUGCAAGCUAUUAUGAAUGGAGUUGCGGCGUUCUUCCAAAUGGGGUGCUUGCUUUUGGUAUCCGCGACAGGUUUAGCCUGUCUAUUAGGCUGGACAACAGUUCCUAAUAGCGGCAGCCUUCGACGUCCUUUUGAAGGGUCUCGGUACGAGGCAAACCCCUUUGCUACGUCUGUGGUAAAGGUCCUUUACAGCUUUCUAGGGUGGAACUCGGUCAUAGGACUCAUGGCUGAAGUCAAGGGUCGCCGCCCUGUUCGCACUAUCCGAAGGGCCGGUAUCACAUCGGUGCUGAUCGCAACUUUUUUAUUCAUUGCCACCAUCCUAUCAUUUUCUAUCAUUCUCACAAAAGAGGAAAUGAAAAACGCUGACGAAGUGCUGGGCGUGAUAUUCUUGAGAAAGGUUUAUGGGGAUACCGUGGCCACUAAAUUAUUUCCUAUUCUCGUUGGGAUCAAUGCAUUUGGAGGAAUUGUAGCAGGGACACUACAGUAUGGAAGAAUGCUCCGAGAAGCAGGAAGACAAGGAACUAUACCAUUUGCCGCAUUUUGGAGCCGAGUCGGAAGAUUCAAGACACCGUACGGACCUGCGUUGUUGAAAUGGGCCAUGGCUAUUCUUCUGAUAGUCCUUGCCCCUGCACAAGAUGCGGUUGUAUUUUUGAUCGAUCUCACUUCUUAUCCCGCUCUGGUCUUCUCCUUGUUGAUAGGAUGCGGUGUCUGGAUAUUAAGGCGUCGUAGAGAAAGACUUGGAUUACCAGAGCACGCAUACAAGGCCCCCAAUAUCGCUGUAGUUGUGUAUGUUGUACAGAGCAUUGCAUUAAUUAUUAUGCCAUGGAUCCCGCCAAAGGGUGGAUCCAAGGGUGGCGACGUGGGUUUCUUUUAUGCAGCUUACUGCAUUUUUGCCAUUAUAAUUUUACUGCUGUCUGGAUUCUACUACUGGGUGCGACUUUGUGCACUACCCCAGUGGUUCGGCUACGAACUUGUAGAGGAAACAGUUCCUCUUCCGGGAGGCGUCAAGAUUACUGCACUCAAAAAGGUAUACAAGUAUAUGGAUGAUCAACAGGAGCCUUUGCUGGGAGGGCGAACAGAGACUUAA
Rhizoctonia solani is the source of this 1260-nucleotide messenger RNA. RefSeq names its product amino acid permease. The transcript is spliced from 8 exons. The record is from RefSeq and is a predicted model, not a curated record. Bases 1 to 1260 code for a protein of 419 amino acids. Gene Ontology annotation, cellular component: membrane. Gene Ontology annotation, molecular function: L-amino acid transmembrane transporter activity. Lineage: Eukaryota; Fungi; Basidiomycota; Agaricomycetes; Cantharellales; Ceratobasidiaceae. Gene Ontology annotation, biological process: amino acid transmembrane transport.